AUGAAGGAUAUCGAGGGCAAGAAGCAGAAGGAAUACCCCCCUCAGGACGAUUCUUUGGAAGCUGGACUUGUUCAUCUUACCAGUGAUUGCGAGUGUCUAUUUUUUCGCAUUGAUGAUAGAACGAAUGCACGAGGGUAUACGAUGGCUGUGUCGGCGGCUGGAAGCAUCGUCGGCUAUGCACUGCUGCUUGGACUUACGGAAAACUACGCCCGAUUUGCUGCGGCAUGUGUUGUCGCGGUUUUCAUCUACCCUGUCACUGUGCUGAAGUUGACCUGGGCGGCCAUGGGGGUUGUUCGUUAUACACGGAUAGGUUCUGCGCUGGUUUCCUUGAAUAUCGUCGGCCAGGUCUUCCCAUCUGCGGAACACAGGCAUACAGUGACCCGCCAUGUUGUUGGUGAAACCAGGAAUGCGAUUGCAUUGACGAUUACUGGCUGCUACUUGGCAUUCGCUCUUAUCCUACGAUGGUACUAUUCCCACCUGAACCAGAAGAAGCGGGCGGAGAAAUUUCUCCGGAAACGCAUCGUUGCGCAAAUUGCAGAGCACCGGAGAUAUUGGGGAUAA
Messenger RNA from Penicillium chermesinum, 561 nucleotides. RefSeq lists its product as uncharacterized. The record is from RefSeq and is a predicted model, not a curated record. The coding region runs from base 1 to 561 and encodes 186 amino acids. NCBI's taxonomy places the organism in Eukaryota, Fungi, Ascomycota, Eurotiomycetes, Eurotiales, Aspergillaceae. The transcript has 4 exons.